GUCAACUUGUCAGCACUGCCAAUAGCUGCCAAAAACAUAUGUGCGCAUUUAAUUUAAAUUGGCCCAACUUUUUAAAAUACGUGAAGCAAAGCUUUUAAUUUGAUAAUUUCGAUGAAAUUUUGCUUUGGAUUGUGUAUCGUACAGACUUAAAAUUUAGCAAGCAAAAACCGCAAAUUUUAAAUCAGCCUACAUUGUAAAUCUAACCUCAACCUUCCGCUGGUUGAAAACUAUCGCGCUUGCACGCCUUUGAAUUUAAUACGGAUUGCGAUUAACGUUUGGUGAUAAAAUGUCUAUCGCAGUGGAAUGCAAAAAACUGUGCUUAUUCCGCUGUAUGCUCGCACUAACAAAUAGUAUUACUAUGCAAUGCCUGUUGCUUGGUAUCUUCCUUUUGUUCAUCAACUUCCAGGUGCUGCAUCCUGUGCGUUGGAUAAGUGAGACGAUAAGCUUACUUUUUUCGCUCUACACUUGGUUAAGCAUUUUACCACUAAAUGGAGCAGUUGUGCUAUAUGGCAUACUGUUGGGAAAAUCCUUUCUUUCCGUGAAACGCUACUACCCUACAAGAUUCCAAUGGUUAGUAUAUACAGCGCCACGCAAAGUUUUGUUCCUCGUACUACAUCUUCUCAUUGGUUACUUGAACGCAUGGUUGUAUUCUAAUUUUUGGCAUGUGGAUUACCGUAAUAUUCAAAGCGAUUGCUAUGGCACAAAGUGUAUCAACGGACGUUAUGUGUUUCUCUUAUGUAUUGGGUUUUUUGCUGCGUGUCUACAUUUUACCCGAGAGAAUUUGCGUACUGAUCCCGAGUUGGAAUUCCCCAUUGAUCAGGAGUUAGCGGUGAUUCGGAUUCGUUCGUUAAUGUAUAGGACGCUUUAUAAUUCACUAUUGGCAUCAAUUAUACCUACAAUAUGUUUUGGACUCGUUUUUUGGCUACUCGGAGGAAUAAUUACUCGUUAUUUUGCUAGUGUGUUCAGCUUAGAUGUUGAUGAAAGUACGCUGACAUUCUUCGCAAUUGCUGGAAAUGUGCGCUUACUAUUUUAUGGUUGGAUAUUAACAGCGCAAAUACUAAGUAAUAUGCAUCUCAUGCAAAAUUUCUUCGCCAUACAUCUUUCGGAGGAGGUAUCUUUUGCGAUUGAGCGCAAACCAGUUUUGUGCGGUAUGGAUGCUGAAGAAGUAACAUUGGUUGAUGCACUCAAUUGUUCCAUAGUACCGAUCGUGCAAAGUUUAGGCGCACGAGACUUAUAUAAUAUAGCCAUUAAUAAUGCAGAAUCAAGGCGGAAGGAAAUUUUUGCGCUUUCAGUACCAGGUGCCCAUCCAUACAAUUGGACUCAAUUGUCUGCACAGUGCUUAAGUCUAAUUAAUGCAUUUACCGAGGAACUAGCGGCAUCACUCAAAAAAAUUUCUGUCGUUAAAACAACGCCACUUUUUGCUACUGUUAAGCCCACAACUGCAACCGAAGCUGCUGAGAAAAUAUUAUUGCGUCAAUAUAAUGAGACCUAUGGUAUUAGGCGUAUGAUGACGGAAAAGUGCGCAGAAAACACCGAAACCACCAAAACUAUGUCGCCUGCUUGCAAGCGUAUACACGAUCAGAUAGAGAAAAUGAAAAAACAAUUCGAACAAACAUGGCGUGCUAUUUUCCGUGCAAUACCCGGUCUCUUUUAUAUGUUUGGCGAACCUGAUGGCGCUAAAACCGCUUUUCUACUUUCCAACUCAGACACAAUUUUAAAGGUAGUACAAGGUUUGGCUGGCAUUUGUGCAGCCUCACUGAACGAAGACAAAUAUGGCGUGGUGCAGGUGACACUACCACAAAUAAUUAAAACUUUGCUAACACUGAAAACCGAAUUGGAUAAAUUGAACAAUGUAAACUUGAAUGGCAAAAAAUUAGAUCGCAAUUACAUCACACUCAAAAACGGUGUAAAACGUAGUUUGUACAAUAUCUGCACAGUUUUUCGAGACUAUUUACCAGAUCUCGUUGAUAGUCGCGAGGAUCUACGAAAACUGCACUGCUAUGUUAAUUAUGUGGAGACUUAAAUUAAGUGGCUAAAUAAGCUGAGUGCUUGAAAAUUAGAUUUAGACCAAGGUGAACUGAAAAUUUAAUUUUUUAUUUUGAGUAUUUAUUAAAUCAUAACCUUAAAAUAAAAUUAAGUGUAUUAAGUGCUGUAAAAGCAAGCUUUGAUAAAGUUAUUUUUGUAAUGCAAAUGUAUCAUUAAAUAAAAAAAAAUUAGUUGUCCAUAUACUA
Anastrepha obliqua is the source of this 2231-nucleotide messenger RNA. RefSeq names its product nucleoporin Ndc1 (gene Ndc1). Gene Ontology annotation, biological process: nuclear pore organization. Gene Ontology annotation, molecular function: protein-macromolecule adaptor activity. The coding region runs from base 287 to 2023 and encodes 578 amino acids. The transcript has 3 exons. The record is from RefSeq and is a predicted model, not a curated record. Gene Ontology annotation, cellular component: nuclear pore transmembrane ring. Lineage: Eukaryota; Metazoa; Arthropoda; Insecta; Diptera; Tephritidae.